Molecule: messenger RNA, 4441 nt
Organism: Onychostoma macrolepis
Lineage: Eukaryota; Metazoa; Chordata; Actinopteri; Cypriniformes; Cyprinidae
Product: ankyrin repeat domain-containing protein 34B
Exons: 4
Coding region: 1758-2990 (410 amino acids)
Molecular function (GO): protein binding
Source: RefSeq, a predicted model, not a curated record
CGUCACGCUAGGCUCAAUUACAAAGCGCGUCGAUCCUUUUAAUGCAAUGUUAUACUUAUAUCAGUCAGCAUGCCUAUAUGCAUGUAGUGUAUCGUUGUUAAUUAUAGUACUACUGUUAAAAACAAUGACGUGUGAAUGUCUGUUGAUUGAAUGAGUAUUAAAACACCUUGCAGGCUCAAGCACUGUUCCCAAAAAGGAUAAGUCCUUCCUUAACCACAAACAUUUUUUUGCUGCUUGUAAACGCCGUCCUCAGUUGUCAACAGCUCACCUUGGCGAGAAAAAUAUAUCAUUGCAAGAUAUAUUAAAUGCAAUGAUUGCAUUUGUAUUUGUGCAUGUUUUAACAAUGAGCAUGUUUGUGUUCUUUUGUAAGGAAGACCAAAAAUGGUGCAAUGAAAAAUGGCGUAGGCCUUAUUUAUUGCCGUAUUAAACAUUCUAUUUGGAAGGUGAAAAGACAAGUUUGAUGCCAGUAAAAAUGAAGAACAUAAAGUCAUUGUAUUGUGCCAAAUACAAUAAAUUCUGGAAACUUUGUCGCUGCACACACACAAAUGCCGCCUUACUAAUGACACGUAUGCAUAUUAAACAGACAGUUAAACCUUACAAUGACAUCCCAAUGAACAAAACAUCUAAAUGACACAGUUGGUGUAAGAAUAUUUAUUGACCACCAGAUAGCGGAGUAGAGCGCUAAUCCGAUCUUUUACAAAAACGACAUUUUCUCAGCUUUUUGUUCAAAAUGUUGCUUUUUUUUAAAAAAAAUAAAACUUACCCACAUUCAAGUGUUGAUUUAAAAAAAAAGAAUGCAUGAAGGAAUAAAGAGUGGAAAGAGUCGAGAGCUCUUAAGAUACUGCCAAUGACAUACAACAAAAGCAUUUAAACACUUAAAGUGUCUGAAAAGAAAAAAUCUGUACUUUGGUAAUCAUAGUUUAGACUCUUUUACUUCGAAUUUAAUUCUGUUAAUUCAGUGACUCAAUUGUUCAUUCAAUAAACAGUGAUAAUGUGGAGGUGAAAAUGUGCAUCAAAAACAACCUUUUUACAUGUAAUUUUUUACGCAACUCCCCCAAUAACACCAAAAGACCAGUUCAGCUGUUUUCCUUCAGCAGGGAUGAUGUUAUCAUGGUACUUUUCCCCUAGUUUAAUAAGUAAAAAAUAAAUAAAUAAAUAAAUAAAACUUCCAGACAGUAUUUCAGGGAUCUUUAUGUGAUUCUGCUGUAAUGUGAUCUGUGGAGUUUACUAACAGCUGUGGCGGAGAAUGGCGUUUUUCUUAUUUUUUCUGAUUAUUUUGUUAAUAUUUAAGUCCUAUUUUAUGCUUUCAAAAUAAGCAGCUGAUGUUGUAAGGAGUCCAGCUAAAAUACGAGUCCAUAAUCCAUAAUAGUGCUUCCUUCAGUGAAAAAGUGCAUCUGCUGUUGUCUCUCAUCAAAAUACAGCCACAUAUUAGUUUAGAGCUGUUUUGGCUUGUAAACGCUGCUUGAUCUGCAGAUUUCUCUCCUGAUUCACACCAGAACACUUUUUCACUGGAGGAAGCAUUAUUAUGGAUUAUGGACUCAUAUGUUAGUUAAAACGUAUUAAUGCUGGAUUAGUUUCAGCUUUUGUCUUCUCCAGAUGUUAACUGAUGGACUGGAGUGCUGUGGAUUAUUGUGAUGUUUUUAUCAGACUCUCAUUCUGACGGCACCCAUUCACUGCAGAGCAUCCAUUGCUGAGACACUGAUGCAGAGACACAUUUCUACAAAUUUGAUGAAGAAACAAACUCAUCCUAGUCUUGGAUGGUCUUAGGCAGCAGCUCCAGGUCAAGGUGCAGCUCGUGUCGGAGGAUCAGCUCAGCCAAAUCUGCAGUCAUGACAGAGUCACCGGAUUACCUGCUGGAUGGCAGUCCGCUCAUCAGCGCCGCUAAACUGGGCAAACUGCGCUUGGUUCGUCUUCUGGUGGAAGGAGGCGCGCAGGUCAACGAGAGGAACCAGCGAGGAGAGACGCCUCUGCUGGCCGCCUGCCGAGCUCUGCGGGGCGAUCAGUCCGGAUCCAGCAUGCUCAGACUCAUCCAGUAUCUCCUCCAGAACCAGGCCGACCCGAACAUCCAGGACAAGACGGGCCGCACGGCUCUGAUGUACGCCUGCAUGGAGCGGGCCGGGCCGGACGUGGCGUCGGCUCUGACCGCGGCGGGCGCUGAUCCCAGUACAGAGGACUACGCCGGAGCCUCGGCCCUCGUUUACGCCAUUAACGCCCGCGAUCAGGACACACUUACAGUGCUGAUGGAUGCCUGCAGAGCUCGGGGACGAGACAUCAUCAUUAUAGCCACCGAUCUGAGCUGCGACCCGAACGUCCCUCCGUCGCCCGACAGCUCGCCCGUCUCCUGCAUGUCGCCCUCGGACAUCGAGCUCAAGACCAACUCUCCUAACUCUGAGGGCGAGAACAUCUUUAACUUUCGAGGAGGCGGGCAGGUUUCUCCCGUCCUUCCGAGGAGCGAGACUCGCUGUCGGCAGCGUUUGCGCUCGGAGCCUUGGCUGGCCAUCCAAAACCUGGCGCAUCUCAGCCAGAGCUACGAGAAAAACACAGAAGAGGAGGAAAACCCAGACGACGGGUGUUCUCUUCCCUCCUAUUUGAAGUUUAAAUCCGAAUCAGAGCAGCUGCAGAGCAGAAGAAACACGCUUCCGGAUCUUCUUCAGCCGCCGGCCCUUAAACUCACGCUGUCCGGAUCCGACACUCACUUGCACCGGGAUCCCUGCGCUUCGAGGUUCCCUUCCAUCUACAGGAGCAGUUCUCUGUUGCUGGCGCCUCCCGACGGGCUUCACGAGCUCCACACGGCCAACAGAAAGAAGGCGAGAGCUCACGGCGGAUUCUUGCCUCCUCUUCCCGGUGUUUCUGUGAGGAACGUGUGCAGAGAUCCCAUCCCAGCCUCAGCUCCUCUCAGACGGGAAGCUCACGGUCCGCCGCGCCGUCACUCGGUUCAACUCGAGCAAAUAACACCGAAGGAAAGCUCGGAGACGCUCUACCUGUUGUGAAGUGUCUUCCAAUAAAACCGAGACAAUUACACUACCAGUCAAACGUUUUGGAACAGUAAGAUUUUUAAUGUUUUUUUAAAGAAGUCUCUUCUGCUCACCAAGCCAGCAAAAACAGUAAAAUUUAGAAAUAAUUUUACUAUUUAAAAUAACUCUUUUCUAUUUGAAUACAUUUUAAAAUGUAAUUUAUUCCCGUGAUUUUCAAAGCUGAAUUUUUUUUCCAGAAAUCAUUCUAAUAUUUCGAUUUGCUGCUCAAACACAUUUAUUAUUAUUAUUAUGUUGAAAACAACCGAGUAGAAUUUUAUUUUUCAGGUUUCUUUGUUGAAUAGACAGUUCAAAAGAAAACAUUUAUCUGAAAAAGAAGUCUUCUGUGACAUUUAUAAAUGUCUUUAUCAUCACUUUUGAUCAAUUUAAAGCAUCCUUACUAUAUAAAAGUAUUAAUUUCUAUAAUUACUUCCCACCCCAAAAAAAUUAUACUGAGUCCAAGCUUUUGAAUGGUGUAGUGUAUAGUGUUACAAACAUUUUUUUAUUUCAGAUAAAUGCUGAUCUUUGGAUCUUUCUAUUCAUCAAAGAAUCCUGAAAAAAAUGUACUCAACUGUUUUAAAUAUUGCUAAUAAUAAUAAUAAUAAUAAAUGCUUCUUGAGCAGCAAAUCAGCAUAUUAGAAUGAUUUCUGAAGGAUUAUAUGACACUGAAGACUGGAGGAAUGAUGCUGAAAAUUCAGUUUGAUCACAAGAAAAUAUAUAAAAUAUAUUCAAAUAGAAAGCAGUUAUUUUAAAUGGUAAAAUAUUUCACAGUAUUACUGCUUUUGCUGUAUUUUGGAUCAAUAAAUGCAGACUUGGUGAGCAGCAGAGAAUUCUUAAAAAAAAAAAAAAACAUUAAAAAUCUUACUGUUCAAAACCUUUUUUGACUGGUAGUGUACAUAUCAUUAAUACACUGUUUUAGAGAAAUAAAUAAGAAAAAAUGACAGCAUUUGAUUAGAUCAUUAUGUUCAACUUCUCAGCUUUUGGUCAUAAAAAUAAAGCCACUAAAGAAACCAGACAAUUAAAUCACUUGAACCUGUAAAACACUGUGUUAGGAAGAUAAAUAAAUGGGAAAAUCUUGUUUUAUUGCUGGUUGGAUGUUAUUAAUAGAAACAUUUUGCAUCUAAAAACAGUUCAUUGUGUUCAACUUCUUAGCUUUUGUUCAUAAAGCCACCAAGGAAGAUAAAUAAAAAAGAAAGAAUAAUCGGUCUUACUCUUAUUGCUGGUUGGUUGUUAUUUAAAAAUGGCACUAAAAUAAUCUAACUUAAUCAGAUCAUUGUGUUCAACUUCCCAGGUUUUGCUCAUAAAAAUAAAGCCAGCAAACUAUGAUUUCCUUUCAAGCUCCUAUGAAAUCGAAGCGUCAUAUCAGAUCAUGAGCAAAUACAAUAAGACUUCAUAUCAUAAGUCAAAAUGAAACCACAUUUGCAGCUCAU